This is a messenger RNA of Labeo rohita (rohu), 685 nucleotides long. It is a transcript of the gene pth1a, whose product is annotated as parathyroid hormone 1a. Gene Ontology annotation, cellular component: extracellular region. The transcript has 3 exons. Gene Ontology annotation, biological process: intracellular calcium ion homeostasis. Gene Ontology annotation, molecular function: hormone activity. Lineage: Eukaryota; Metazoa; Chordata; Actinopteri; Cypriniformes; Cyprinidae. The record is from RefSeq and is a predicted model, not a curated record. Bases 40 to 417 code for a protein of 125 amino acids.
GUGAACUGUGAACCAACACUAAUGUGAACUGAUAGGCUGAUGCACGAACUCCUGCAACCUGUUACUCAAUACCAAGUGAUUUAUAAAAUGGUUUUCAUCAAUCCUGGACUUUUGGAGAAAACAGUUCUGCUUUUCUCCAUCUGCAUAUUAUUCUAUUCAACACAUGCAGAUAGCAAGCCACUUAGUAAAAGGGCUAUCAAUGAAGUCCAGCUUAUGCACAACCUCGGGGUGCAUAAACAUGUGGAACUGAGGCAAGACUGGCUCCAGAUGAAACUGCAGGAAAUCCACACGGCCUCAAACAAAAACGAAGAGAAAACAGCACUUGUUCCAGAUAUUAUUCCAAAACUGAAGAAUCUAAAUCCAAGGGAAGCUGAAGAUAUCAUUGCAGUUCUGGAAAGUCUUAUGAACCCAUCGUAAAAACAGAACUGGAUUAAUGUGAACUCAGGGACUGAAGUCGAGCCAUUCUGUUCAGCCUUAAAAAUUUUAUUAAUAAUAUUUAUUUUUUUCUAUACAUGAUUUAUUUAUAUUUUUUAUGUAGUUUCCAUUAGUUUUUAGCGGCUAAGCCGUGACAGCUCAAAGCUCUCUUAUGUAUUUAUUCAUUAACAUAGGCUAGAUCUAUUAAACUGAACCCAGAAAAAAGUAAACGAGCAGUCGGACCAAAUGUUUCUUAAGAAAAGAAAAUAGA